Messenger RNA from Fusarium venenatum, 504 nucleotides. Lineage: Eukaryota; Fungi; Ascomycota; Sordariomycetes; Hypocreales; Nectriaceae. The record is from RefSeq and is a predicted model, not a curated record.
AUGCUUCUCAGUAAUCUCUCAAUCUUUUUAUUUGUCGCUUGCGGUACAUCGUACACAGCGUCUGAACCUCACACUCAUCACUAUAAGGAAAAUCAGACCCCGGCCAAUCAGCAAACCUACAUUAAGCCGCUGCCAUGUAAUGCCAUCAUUCCAGCACCUUCCGAGCAAAUCACCAGUCAACGAUUCCACCAAUUUGUUUACGACUUCGUCGUUAGGAAGGAUUUAAGCGGAGCUUUCUCUCUAAUAUCCUCCAACUAUAGAAAUCAUCACCCUGGUGUAGAGGAUGGCCCCGAUGCAGUCUGGGAGUUUUUAUCCCCAAUCUGGCCCGAUACCACCUUUCAGCUCCGUCGAACUAUGUUCAAAGGCAACUUUGGCUGGCUGAACUACCACUCUUCUACUGCUGGAGAAAUCAUUGACAAGUUCCGAUGGGAGAAUGGUUGUAUUGUUGAGCAUUGGGAUGAUGGAGAGGUCUGGCCUGCUGCAAUAGUACAUGAAGAACUCUAG